UUGCUAGGAAUCUAGGAACACGGGGUGCCCCGAAGAUGUGACAUCCUCACUGUCUACAGCCCAGAUGCCGAGGAAUGGUGCCAGUACCUCCAAGACCUCUUCCUGUCCAGUCGGCAGGUCCGCACCCAGAAGAUGCUGACGUACCGGCUGGGCCCGGACGCCGCCUUCUCGGCCGAGGACCUGCUGCUCUUCCUGGGCGCCCGCUGCGUGGUGGUGCUGCUCUCGGCGGGGCUGGCGGAGCACUUCUACAGGCCGGUGCUACUGCCCCUGCUGCAGAGAGCGCUGCACCCAGCACACCGCGUGGUGCGCCUGCUCUGCGGGGUGCAGGGCACCCCAGAUCAGUUCCUGCCCUUCUUCCCCGACUGGGCCGACUGGCAGGAGCUCACCUGUGACGAUGAGCCCGAGGCGUACGUGGCCGCGGUGAGGAAGGCCAUUUCUGAAGAUUCUGGCUGCGACUCAGUCACUGACACGGAGCCUGAAGACGGGGGAGCCCUUCUCCACUCAAAGCAGCGGAGCCUGCCAGCGGCAGCGACCUCGGGAAGCCUGAUGGUGGUGCAGCCGCGCCGCGUCCGCUGUGGGGCAGAAACUAUCGUCUACGUCAUUGUGAGAUGUAAGUUGGAUGAGAGGGUAGCGACUGAGGCAGAAUUUUCUCCUGAGAAUUCUCCCUCUGUGAGGGCAGAAGCCACGCUGGAAAACGAAUACACAGUUUCUGUGAAGGCUCCGGAUCUUUCACCUGGGAAUGUGUGUCUGAAGAUAUAUUCCGGGGACUUAGUGGUAUGUGAAACCACUAUCAGUUAUUAUACUGACAUGGAAGAAAUCGGGAAUUUACUGUCUAGUGCAGCAAAUCCAGUGGAGUUUAUGUGUCAGGCUUUUAAAAUUGUGCCCUACAACACAGACACCCUCGAUAAACUGCUAACGGAGUCCCUGAAGAACAACAUUCCUGCGAGUGGACUGCACCUUUUUGGAAUCAACCAGCUAGAAGAAGAAGAUAUGAUGACAAAUCAGAGGAAUGAAGAGCUGCCGACCUUGCUGCACUUUGCUGCGAAGUAUGGGCUGAAGAACCUCACUGCUUUGCUGCUCACCUGCCCGGGGGCCCUGCAGGCGUACAGCGUGGCCAACAAGCACGGCCACUACCCCAACACCAUCGCCGAGAAGCACGGCUUCAGGGACCUCCGGCAGUUCAUCGAUGAAUAUGUGGAGACUGUGGACAUGCUGAAGAGCCACAUUAAGGAGGAGCUGAUGCAUGGAGAGGAGGCUGACGCUGUGUACGAGUCCAUGGCCCACUUGUCCACGGACCUGCUCAUGAAAUGCUCCCUCAACCCUGGCUGCGACGAGGAGCUAUACGAGUCCAUGGCUGCCUUUGCCCCAGCAGCCACAGAGGACCUGUAUGUUGAAAUGCUUCAGGCAAAUACAUCGAACUCAGUCUCUAGAGAUGGCUUUUCUCGGCCUACUAAGGACUCUAUGAUCCGCAAGUUUUUAGAAGGCAACAGCGUGGGAAUGGCCCAUUUGGAGAGAGAGCAGCCCUACCGUGGUGAGGCAGAAGACGUUUACCACACGGUGGAAGACGAUGAGACCUUUUGCGUGGACUUGGCCAGCAGGCCCCCGGUGCCUGUGCCCAGGCCAGAGGCCAGUGCUUCUGGCGCUCAUCAGCUGCCUGACAACGAACCAUACAUUUCUAAAGUUUUUGCAGAAAAAAGUCAAGAGAAGCCUGGGAAUUUUUAUGUUUCCUCAGAACACUUCCGGAAAGAGCCCCCGGUCCGACCGUGGAGGGACAGGCCCCAGUCAAGUAUCUACGACCCAUUUGCCGGAAUGAAGACGCCAGGCCAGCGGCAGCUCAUCACGCUGCAGGAGCAGGUGAAGCUGGGCAUCGUCAACGUGGAUGAGGCUGUGCUGCACUUCAAGGAGUGGCAGCUCAACCAGAAGAAACGCUCUGAGUCCUUUCGCUUCCAGCAGGAGAAUCUUAAACGGCUAAGAGACAGUAUCACCCGAAGACAGAAAGAGAAGCAGAAGUCAGGAAAGCAGACAGACCUGGAGAUCACAGUGCCCAUCCGGCACUCACAGCACCUGCCUGGGAAAGUGGAGUUUGGAGUCUAUGAGAGCGGACCCAGGAAAAGCGUCUUCCCCUCAAGAACAGAGCUAAGGCGUGGGGACUGGAAAACAGACAGCACUUCGAGCACAGCAAGCAGCACGAGUAAUCGCUCAAGUACGCGGAGCCUCCUCAGCGUCAGCAGCGGGAUGGAGGGUGACAAUGAGGACAGUGAAGUCCCAGAAGUUCCCAGAAGUCGGAGUCCAGGCCCCCAGCAAAUGGAUGGAACGCACGCCGUGCCCUUGGAGAGGCCCCCCAGGGUGCCUCCGCGAGCCGCCUCACAGAGGCCUCCAACCAGGGAGACCUUCCAUCCUCCUCCACCUGUUCCACCCAGAGGCCGCUGAUUCCAUCUCCUAAACUCUGCCUUCUUCAAAACGUUAAGACUCGCAGUUUCCAGCUGCUAAUGACGUCUUCAUGUUACGUUUUCUGGUGUGAAUAUUGACCUUAGCAUCCACUCUCAUUGCUGCUACUAUUGCAGUUCCGACAGUGCGGGUUAUCCCGAAGAAGACAUCAAGGCAUGAAGGAGUGACAAUUAAAGAUUGUGUUCAUCAUCAUCAAGAAUAUCGAUCCAUCAGUUCAAUACCCAGUUCCGUAAGAAAAAAAAA
This is a messenger RNA of Octodon degus (degu), 2691 nucleotides long. It is a transcript of the gene Pik3ap1, whose product is annotated as phosphoinositide-3-kinase adaptor protein 1. The transcript is spliced from 17 exons. The record is from RefSeq and is a predicted model, not a curated record. Gene Ontology annotation, cellular component: cytosol. Bases 133 to 2430 code for a protein of 765 amino acids. Gene Ontology annotation, molecular function: signaling receptor binding; phosphatidylinositol 3-kinase regulatory subunit binding. NCBI's taxonomy places the organism in Eukaryota, Metazoa, Chordata, Mammalia, Rodentia, Octodontidae.